UCACAUGAUUUUCACAAGCCUUUCAUUUGCGAUUUUGACAAUGGCGUCCCACACUUUGGCAAGGUUGUCGCUUCUUUUCGCUGCUUUUUAUUGCACUUUACACUGCUCUGAGCCACGAUCUUUUGUCAUCGAUUUCGAUAACAAUUGUUUUCUAAAAGAUGGAGAGCCAUUUCGUUACAUAUCCGGAAGCCUUCAUUACUUUCGUGUUCCGAGUUUCUACUGGAAAGAUCGACUCAUGAAGAUGAAGGCAGGCGGUCUGAACGCUGUUCAGACUUACGUUGCUUGGAACAUUCACGAACCAGUUCAUGGGCAGUACAACUUUGAUGGAGACGCAGAUAUUGUGAGUUUUAUUGAGCUUGCAAACAGCCUUGGACUCCUUGUAAUCGUAAGAGCUGGUCCAUACAUCUGUGCCGAAUGGGAGUUUGGAGGGUUUCCACCUUGGUUGUUGAAGUCGAACAUAUCAAUGAGUUUACGAUCUACGGAGAAUCCUCAGUACAUAAGCUAUGUCCAGUCCUGGAUGGGCGUUCUUUUGCCGAAGCUAAAACCUCUCUUGUAUGCAAAUGGCGGACCUAUCAUUUCGGUUCAAGUUGAAAAUGAGUAUGGUUCUUUCGUCGCUUGUGAUCACAAUUACAUGCAAUUUCUGCAGCAGCUUUUCCGCGAAUACCUUGGUAGUGAUGUAAUUCUUUUCACAGUCGAUGGUGAUUCGGAGGCUGACCUUCAGUGCGGUACUCUGCCAACACUGUACGCCACGGUAGAUUUUGGAGACAGCACAGACCCGGAAAAAGCAUUCGCAGUUAUGCGCAAAUUCUCCCCCAAAGGACCAUUGGUCAACACUGAGUUUUACCCAGGUUGGCUUGACCGCUGGAGUAUUCCUCACCAAACAAGAGAUGCAACAGAUGUGGCGAAAACUCUUGACAAGAUCCUGUCUAUGAACGCUUCAGUUAACUUUUACAUGUACGAGGGGGGCACAAACUUUGGUUUUAUGAAUGGAGCCAAGCCCAAAGACUUUUUACCAAGUAUAACUAGCUAUGAUUAUGAUGCUCCUUUGACAGAGGCCGGUGACACAUCAACAAAGUUCAGUAUCCUAUUGCAGACAAUUGCCAAGUAUGAGAUGAUUCCAGUUGGCCCAAUCCCUGCUAACACAACAAAGUUUGCUUAUGGAAAAGUCCAGAUGACUCUUCAGUCAACUUUACUUGAAGUUUUAUCAAAGCUUGCCCCCUCUGGCCCUGUGUAUUCAUCAAUUCCUUUAUCCAUGGAACAGAUUGGACAAAAUUAUGGAUUUAUUCUGUACAGAACACAAAUUCCAGAAUCAUUUUAUGAGUCUGGUACUGCUGUCCUGGAAAUCAGUGGCCAACUGCAUGACAGGGCAAUAAUUUACAUUGGAAGGGUCCGUCAAGCCACAUUAUUCCGUGAUCAAGAUGAACUCUCAGCCUCUGUUAAAAUUGGAAACUUUCUGCAGCUAGACAUUCUUGUAGAGAACAUGGGUCGCAGUAAUAAUGGAAUUGCUGAUCCUAAGGGAAUCAUUGGUAAUGUUACUUUGAAUGGAACGGUACUCAUACAUUGGCAGAUGUAUGCUAUAAAUUUGGACAAUCUGUUUUCAGAUUCUUAUGAGCUCUGUAUCAAAUCUGAUGACAACAAGAAGCAAAGAGAUAUGUUUAAUUCAGAUUAUGAAUAUGCUCCAUCCUUUUACUAUGGUGAAUUUCCCGUAAACUCUUCAUCUGACACAUAUCUUCAACUGCCAGGCUGGAACAAAGGCCAAGCCUUCGUCAAUGGCUUCAACCUGGGUCGAUACUGGCCUGUAGUGGGUCCACAGAACACAUUAUAUGUGCCUGCAAGUGUGCUUACAGCCAACCAGAAUGCAAGUGUGCUGAUAUUUGAACUAGAUCUUGCUCCAUGUGAAUAUCCAGAGGACUGUUAUGUUGAAUUUGUGGCAACCCCUUCCAUUAAUGGAGAAGUCCACCCAUUAGAUCAAAAAUUAGUGGGAGUUUGAUAUGCAUUCUUGCUGGAAAAUUACACAGACUGACCACUGAACACCUACUUUAAUAACUUAGAUGUAGAGUCAAUGCUUGUGAACAAUUAUAGGUGGAUAUCA
Molecule: messenger RNA, 2092 nt
Organism: Pocillopora verrucosa
Lineage: Eukaryota; Metazoa; Cnidaria; Anthozoa; Scleractinia; Pocilloporidae
Source: RefSeq, a predicted model, not a curated record